AUGGCCGACAAGACGUGCCGGAUUCUGGUCAUGGCCAGCGGCAACGGCUCCAACUUCCAGGCGCUCGUCGAUGGCAUUGCGGCCGGCAGCAUCACGAACGCGCGCAUCACGCGGCUGAUUGUGAACCGCGGCAAGGCGUUUGCGACGCAGCGGGCAGACAAGGCGGGCAUCCCCUGGGAGUACUUCAACAUGGUGACGCACGGGUUCCAGGCCAAGGGCGAGAAGGACGCCGCGGCGCUGCAGGCGGGCCGCGAAGCGUACGACGCGGCGCUGGCGCAGAAGAUUCUGGACGCGCAGCGCGACGACGAGCGGCCACAGCUCAUAGUCUUGGCCGGCUGGAUGCACGUCUUCACCAAGGCGUUCCUGGACCCGAUUGACGCGGCGGGCAUCAAGGUCAUCAACCUGCACCCGGCGCUGCCCGGCAAGUACGACGGCGCGGGCGCCAUCCAGCGCGCGUACGAUGACUUCCAGGCGGGCACGCUGGAGAACAACACGACAGGCAUCAUGGUGCACUUUGUCAUUGACGUGGUGGACCGCGGCGCGCCGAUUCUGACGCGCGAGAUUGUGGUGCAGCCCGGCGAGACGCUGGCCGACCUCGAGACGCGCAUCCACGCCGAGGAGCAUGCGCUGAUUGUGGCGGCGACACAGAAGGUCGUGCAGGAGGUCGUGCAGGCCGAGGAGCGCUCGUCAUUAUGA
This is a messenger RNA of Sporothrix brasiliensis 5110, 696 nucleotides long. RefSeq names its product phosphoribosylglycinamide formyltransferase. Gene Ontology annotation, cellular component: cytoplasm. Gene Ontology annotation, molecular function: phosphoribosylglycinamide formyltransferase activity. Gene Ontology annotation, biological process: 'de novo' IMP biosynthetic process. NCBI's taxonomy places the organism in Eukaryota, Fungi, Ascomycota, Sordariomycetes, Ophiostomatales, Ophiostomataceae. The transcript has a single exon. The record is from RefSeq and is a predicted model, not a curated record. Bases 1 to 696 code for a protein of 231 amino acids.